Messenger RNA from Rotaria socialis, 495 nucleotides. NCBI's taxonomy places the organism in Eukaryota, Metazoa, Rotifera, Eurotatoria, Philodinida, Philodinidae. The record is from the annotation of a GenBank genome assembly.
AUGAUUAUUGUUCUUCUCCUUGAAUUGCUACGUGUAACCUUCUUAAGGUUUUUUUGUUACUUCAUUAACAUUGAUCGAUCAGCAAUGAAACGACAUCACGAAGAUAAUCCUUAUUCAUUGACUGAUAAUGGUGGUGGCGGUGUGACAAGUCAUUCAAUGCCGAAACGAAUAGCAACAAGACAUAAUUCUCCAUCAGAUGCAUCAAAUACUGUUACUAUAUCGGGCAAUUAUUCUCCACCAAGUUCAACUAGUUCUGAUUCAUCAUCUUCAACUAAUUCGAUAUCUUCAUUGAAUUCUCUUCAUUCUCAAUUAUGCACAUGUCCAAAUAUAGAUUGUGUUAUUCAUGAUCGUCGACGUUCAACAAAUCUUCCUGUAGAAUUAACAUCAAUUUCGAAUCCCACUUAUGCAAAUAAUAAUUUAUUGCUUUAUUAUGCACAUCUAGAACGAUGUCGUCGACAUGGUCAAAAUAUUCAUCAAGAUACACAUUCGUCUUAA